This is a messenger RNA of Cuscuta europaea, 1719 nucleotides long. The record is from the annotation of a GenBank genome assembly. NCBI's taxonomy places the organism in Eukaryota, Viridiplantae, Streptophyta, Magnoliopsida, Solanales, Convolvulaceae.
GGGCCUCACAAUUUUGGGGCCCCCCAAAGUUUUCAAUAGUAAUAGUAUAUAUAAUUAUAUUAUAUAAUAUUAAUUAAUAAAUAAUAACAAUACGGAGUAACAUUUAAGAGGCCGCCUCAAACAGUCAAACGACGCUACUCUUCUAAGUCUUCUUGGAAGUCGGAAACGACGCAACUCACGCAAGACACUACAGCCGCUGCUUCCUUCUCUUAGACCGCAAAGCACAGGGGUCACAUAAACCAGGUUGGUUGGUUGGUUAGGCGAUUUCAACAAGCAAUCUCUCAUUUAAAGUUUUAUAGCCGGAUCAUUCAUACAUAGAAACUACCAAACUUUGCUUGAAUCCAGGUGAUAUUCUUCUCGCUUGAAACAUCUACUUAUUCUUCAUGUCUUCAAGAAUUAGAAAGUAUGAAUCGGGGUGCGAGAAACCAAAGAAAAAAAUGAGAUUGGAUGCGGUAACCGAGUCUCAAAGAGGAGCUCUAGAUAGAUUUAUGAUAAAAAAAAACUCUAGUGCUAGUGGAAGUGCUAUUGUAAACUCUAGCGUGAACUUAGAUGGUGAUUUGCCUAUUGAGAAUGACAAAGAAAUUGAUGAUCUAUCAGAUAAGGAUGUUCUUAGGGAUGGCGAUGAGAAUAAUAGUGAUCCCACACCGAGUGAUACUGAAAAUCAUGAACAAUCUAAAAUCGGAGAAACUUUUCAAAUCUGAAAGUCAUUAGCGUUGCAUGAACUAAGUAAUUUUGAAUUCUUAGUGGCAAUAGUUAUUUGAUAUGAAAUCAUAUAUCAUGUUAAUUUGGUCAGUAAGACUUUGCAAUCAGAGAGCAUGCUUAUAGAUGUUGCUAUUCAAGAGAUAAAGAGUUUGAUUACUUUUUUUGAGGGAUACCGAGAAAGUGGUUAUGAAAAUGCUAUAGAAGAAGCCAAAAAAAUUUCCGUUGAGCUAGAUAUUGAUCCAAUAUUUCCUCAAAGGAGACCAAUUCGACGAAAGAAGCAAUUUGAUGAGAGUCGAGAUAGCACUUCAGAAGUUGUUAAUCUAUCUGCUGAUGAGUCGUUUAGACUUAAUUAUUUUUUAUAUAUUGUUGAUCAAGCUAUUGUUUCAUUGAGAAGGAGGUUUGAGCAAUAUCAGGAAUUUGAGAGUAUUUUUGGGUUUUUAUUUACUUCUGAGAAAUUGAGUUCACUAGAAGAUGCACAAUUGAAGUUAUGGUGUUCUCAUCUUGAAGGUGCUCUUAAGAAAGAUGAACAGUCUGAUGUUGAUGGAGAUGAUAUGUAUAUGGAAUUGAAACUUUUUAUCUCUUUCUUACCGAAGAAAAAGUUGGGACCUAUUGAUCUCUUCAAAUUUUUGAAGCGUUAUACUUGUUUUCCUAAUGUAGUUGUUGCAUACAGAAUAAUGUUGACUACCCCAGUGACUGUGGCAAGUGCAGAAAGAAGUUUCUCCAAACUUAAAUUGUUGAAAUCUUAUUUGCGAUCUACAAUGUCACAAGAGAGACUUAAUGGUUUGGCAAUGAUAGCGAUUGAGAAUGAGUAUUUGGAGAAGAUUGAGUACAAGGAUUUGAUCGAUGAUUUUGCUUCAAAGACGGCAAGGAGGACAACUUUAUUUAAGUGACAAAAUACAAUUCUAUGUAGUUAUUUUAAAAUUUAAAUUAUGUCAUUUUCUAUAUAAACACUUGAACGAUUAAUUUUGUUGAACUUUAUAACUUUGUUUUUUAAAGAACUUUAUGACUUUGUUAUUA